Molecule: messenger RNA, 4001 nt
Organism: Sapajus apella (tufted capuchin)
Lineage: Eukaryota; Metazoa; Chordata; Mammalia; Primates; Cebidae
Gene: ASIC1
Product: acid sensing ion channel subunit 1
Exons: 10
Coding region: 348-2033 (561 amino acids)
Biological process (GO): sodium ion transmembrane transport
Cellular component (GO): membrane
Source: RefSeq, a predicted model, not a curated record
GGUUUCCACUCUAUUCUAAGCCCUCUCUAUGCUGCUGGAGCUGGUGACAGGAAAGGGACUCCAGCCCCCUGCUCUCCAUCAGCCUCCCUUUCCCACUGCCAUCAAUUAUUCAUCAGCCCAGACGCCCGCCCUCCCUGGCAGGGCAGGCUGGUCCUCCUCCCAUGCCCCGCCCAGCCACACUGCCACAGAGGCCCUGUGAGGAAGGACGGCCGGCCAGGCUGUGGAGACCUGGUUGAAGAGCUGGGUGGCUGGCUCUGCUGGACUCUGCCAGGGUCACAUUGCCUUCCCCUCUGGCACCUUCCCCCUUCCUCCUGCCAGUCCCUGGCACCAGGAAGCCCCUGGAGAAGAUGCCCAUCCAGAUCUUCUGCUCCAUGUCAUUCUCCUCUGGAGAGGAGGCCCCAGGGUCCUUGGGAGAUAUCUGGGGUCCCCACCACCAUCAGCAGCAGCGGGACAACUCAGAAUCAGACAAGGAGGAAGAGAAGGAAGAGGAAGCAGCGAGGAAGGAGGCCAGCGAGGGGCAUUCACCCAUGGACUUGGUGGCCUUCGCCAAUAGCUGCACCCUCCAUGGCACCAACCACAUCUUUGUGGAGGGGGGUCCAGGGCCAAGGCAGGUGCUGUGGGCAGUGGCCUUUGUCCUGGCACUGGGUGCCUUCCUGUGCCAGGUGGGGGACCGCGUUUCUUAUUACCGCAGCUACCCACACGUGACCCUGCUAAACGAAGUGGCCACCAGGGAGCUGGCCUUCCCAGCGGUCACCCUCUGCAACACUAAUACCGUGCGGCUGUCCCAGCUCAGCUACCCCGACUUGCUUUAUCUGGCCCCCAUGCUGGGACUGGAUGAAAGUGAUGACCCUGGGGUGCCCCUCGCUCCACCGGGCCCUGAGGCCUUCUCUGGGGAGCCCUUUAACCUGCAUCGCUUCUACAAUCGCUCCUGCCACCGGCUGGAGGACAUGCUGCUCUAUUGUUCCUACCAAGGGGGGCCCUGCGGCCCUCACAACUUCUCAGUGGUCUUCACACGGUAUGGAAAGUGCUACACGUUCAACUCAGGCCGAGAUGGGCGGCCGCGGCUGAAGACCAUGAAGGGUGGGACAGGCAAUGGGCUGGAAAUCAUGCUGGACAUCCAGCAGGACGAGUACCUGCCUGUGUGGGGGGAGACCGACGAGACGUCCUUCGAAGCAGGCAUCAAAGUGCAGAUCCAUAGUCAGGAUGAACCUCCUUUCAUCGACCAGCUGGGCUUUGGCGUGGCCCCAGGCUUCCAGACCUUUGUGGCCUGCCAGGAGCAGCGGCUCAUCUACCUGCCCCCGCCCUGGGGCACCUGCAAAGCUGUUACCAUGGACUCGGAUUUGGAUUUCUUCGACUCCUACAGCAUCACCGCCUGCCGCAUUGACUGUGAGACCCGCUACCUGGUGGAGAACUGCAACUGCCGCAUGGUGCACAUGCCAGGGGAUGCCCCAUACUGUACUCCAGAGCAGUACAAGGAGUGUGCAGAUCCUGCUCUGGACUUCCUGGUGGAGAAGGACCAGGAGUACUGCGUGUGUGAAAUGCCUUGCAACCUGACCCGCUAUGGCAAGGAGCUGUCCAUGGUCAAGAUCCCCAGCAAAGCCUCAGCCAAGUACCUGGCCAAGAAGUUCAACAAGUCUGAGCAAUACAUAGGGGAGAACAUCCUGGUGCUGGACAUUUUCUUUGAAGUCCUCAACUAUGAGACCAUUGAACAGAAGAAGGCCUAUGAGAUUGCAGGGCUCCUGGGUGACAUCGGGGGCCAGAUGGGGCUGUUCAUCGGGGCCAGCAUCCUCACGGUGCUGGAGCUCUUUGACUACGCCUACGAGGUCAUUAAGCACAAGCUGUGCCGACGAGGAAAGUGCCAGAAGGAGGCCAAAAGGAGCAGCGCAGACAAGGGCGUGGCCCUCAGCCUGGACGACGUCAAAAGACACAACCCAUGCGAGAGCCUCCGGGGCCACCCUGCCGGGAUGACAUACGCUGCCAACAUCCUACCUCACCAUCCGGCGCGAGGCACGUUCGAGGACUUUACCUGCUGAGCCCCGCAGGCCGCUGAACCAAAGGCCUAGAUGGGGAGGACUAGGAGAGGGAGGGGGCCCCCAGCUGUCCCCACAUCUGCCUUGGGGACUCCCCACACUCCGGGGCAGAUCUUUCCUCUUGUCUGUGGUGAGGAAGGAGUCGUGACCAUAGAGUCCUCUCCCUGCCUCUAUCCCAUUCUUUUUACAUUCAACAAAACUAAUCUAAAAAAAAAAACUAAAAAGGGAGAAUGGGGCAAGGGACCUCAGGCUGCCCCUCUCUCCUCCAUGCUGCCUCCCCUAGCUCCCAGCCUGAAUUCUGUCUGUCUGGCUGUCAUCUGAGUGUCCACCUACAUUCUGCUGCCACCAGUCACCAAAGCCCCCUCCCAGUGAGGGGUGGAAGGGAUCCCUGGGGCCUGGAAUUUGGCCCCAAACCAGAGAAUGUACCUUAAGAGGGAGGGCUAGUGUGGGGGAGGGCGGCUUCCCCAGCCUUAAGAGACCCUCUCAGCCCAGUGACUGUCCCCAGACCCAAGUCUCCUGGCAGGAACUAAAACCUCAGCCCCACUCUCUCACACCAUGUGGAAUCUCAUGGGGGUCGGGGAUCCCCUGAAGAAGUAGAAACGGGGACAAGAUGUGGCCCUGGUGCUGUAGGCUACAUCCUGAUACCUAUAAGUACCCCCCCCAACCCACAGCUGCUGGAGAGAAAUCCCAAGAGGUAGCCCUCCCUCACCAUCCCAUAAAAGACCUGGCUGGUUAGCGUCCAGCUCAGGGAGAAGGGCGCUGGUGCCCAACCUCACUGGUCCCUCUCCCGGAGGCCCUUGUAGAGGGCCACGUCCAUAAAUUUUCUUAUGGAACUCUCCCACAUCCUCUUCCCCAACUUCAUUUGCUUCUCUCAACAACCUCAUCUGCAUUUUCUAUUUCUAUAUGAUACAGACUCUAUAUUGCUAUAUCCCUGUAUAUACUUUCCCCAGCCCUGUCUGUCUUCACCCCAUCCCCUCUUGUCUCUGAGAACCAUUCUCCCUCCCCAACUUCCAACCUUCUGUGUUUCUGCCCCCUUUCUGGUCUCUGAAUGCCUUCGCCUGUAUAAAGAGUUGGACUCUCUCCCCUGGUGUCUGUACUGUGUACACACAUCCCUCUGAGAAGCACAAGGAGACGACACGCGCAUUGUAACCUUUGCACUGUCUCAGUGGCGACAAAGGAAGCUGUGAAUCACAAGCUCUGCCUCUUUCUGGCCUCACCCUCUCCCCAAACCUGGGCACCCUCGGCUCUCCCUGCAGCCUUAACAUUCCCUUCCCCUGCUCCUUCUAUCCCGUUGCCCUUUGCCCAGCUGACCGUGGCAUCCCCAGGGAAGGGGUUGCUGUAGAAAUAGCCUCUACCCAGGGGAUGGAGUUCUGCUCUGAACACUAAGCUGAGCGUGUCAGAGAUGGAAGGGAGCUGCGGACGGGCGACUCCUGAAGCUGGGGCAGUGGGAUGCUGACAGGGAGAAGCUGAGGUCCUCAGUCAGUGGCCUUUCCUCCUUCUGGGUGCCCAGCCACCUCUUCUCACCUGAUACCCAAGCCCACCACUUUUAUUUUCUGGCAAGGUGGGCUUGGGAGGAAAGAGAGGCCUAGAGGAGGAGUUGAAAGCUCUGCUGUUCUGUCCCUCCCUAUCUUAAUGAGAGACAAGUGAGGUGGAGGCCCACCCCCGCUCCCUCCACCAGACACUCCUCCCAGGCCUGAGCCCCAACCCCUCUCCAGGCCUUCUUUCCCCAGAUGUGUCUUGGUCUCCAAUCCCAGAUCAGGACCUGUGGGCAGGUCACCUGUGCAUUGACCUGGGGCUGGAGAGUAAGGCUGUCGGAUCUUUGGAAACUCUUGGUUCCUAGGAGUUUUUCAGAGAUCAUACCUCCCCAGAGGGAAGCAGGAAUGAGGCCAAAAAGUGUGCACUGGAUAGGGGAACAGCAGGCAGGGCUCCGGGUGACGCAUGCCUCUGGUCUAAUAAACUGGGUUUCAACCA